Miscanthus lutarioriparius is the source of this 1809-nucleotide messenger RNA. The record is from the annotation of a GenBank genome assembly. NCBI's taxonomy places the organism in Eukaryota, Viridiplantae, Streptophyta, Magnoliopsida, Poales, Poaceae.
AUGAAGUACGUGCUGGUGACCGGAGGGGUGGUGAGCGGCCUCGGCAAGGGCGUGACGGCCAGCAGCAUCGGCGUCGUGCUCAAGGCCUGCGGCCUCCGCGUUACCACCAUCAAGAUCGAUCCAUACCUCAACACUGAUGCUGGAACCAUGUCUCCAUUCGAGCAUGGGGAGGUGUUUGUUUUGGACGAUGGUGGAGAGGUGGACUUGGACCUUGGAAAUUACGAGCGUUUUCUGGAUAUCAAAUUGACCCGUGACAACAAUAUAACCACAGGAAAGAUCUAUCAGGCUGUCAUUAACAAAGAAAGGAGAGGUGACUACCUAGGAAAAACCGUCCAGGUUGUGCCACAUAUUACAGAUGAAAUACAAGAUUGGAUUGAACGCAUUGCAAUGAUUCCAGUUGACGGCAAAGAAGGACCUCCUGAUGUUUGUGUCAUUGAACUUGGGGGCACUAUAGGGGAUAUUGAGUCCAUGCCUUUCAUUGAAGCAUUAGGUCAAUUUUCAUACCGUGUUGGGCCUGGAAACUUCUGUCUCGUUCAUGUCAGUCUUGUUCCGGUUCUAAAUGUAGUCGGUGAACAGAAAACUAAGCCUACACAGCAUAGUGUUCGUGGGCUUAGAGGACUUGGGCUGGCACCAGAUAUUUUAGCAUGUCGCAGUACUGAGCCAUUGGAGGAACAUGUGAAGGUCAAGCUUUCACAAUUUUGUCAUGUUCCGAUCUCAAAUAUAGUGAACCUCCAUGACGUGACAAACAUUUGGCACAUCCCCUUGUUGCUAAGGGACCAGAAGGCCCAUGAAGCUAUUCUCAAAGUUUUAGAGCUUCAGUAUGAUGGAAAAGUACCUCGGGAACCUGAGUUAGGGAAGUGGACUAAAAGAGCCACCAAGUUCGACAAAUUGAAAACUCCGGUCAAGAUUGCCAUGGUUGGAAAAUACACUGGCCUGUCGGAUUCCUACCUGUCUGUCAUUAAGGCUCUUUUGCAUGCAUCAGUUGCUAUGAAAAGAAAACUUGUAGUUGAGUGGGUUCCUUCCUGCGAUCUGGAAGAUUCUUCAGCUAAAGAGACCCCUGAAGCCCAUAAAAAAGCAUGGAAGUUGCUGAAGGGUGCAGAUGGUGUACUCGUUCCUGGAGGAUUUGGAGAUAGGGGAGUCCAGGGCAAAAUUCUUGCAGCAAAAUAUGCACGCGAGAAUAAUGUUCCUUAUCUUGGCAUUUGCUUGGGAAUGCAAAUUGCAGUGAUUGAGUUUGCCCGUUCGGUGAUGAAACUACAAGGUGCCAAUAGCACAGAAUUCGAUCCAGCUACAACAUCACCCUGUGUCAUCUUCAUGCCAGAGGGCUCAAAAACCCAAAUGGGAGCGACAAUGAGGCUUGGAUCGAGGAGAACCUAUUUCCAUGUCAAUGGCUGCAAAUCUGCAAAGCUGUAUGGCAAUGCCAGCUCUGUAGAUGAAAGACAUCGCCACAGAUACGAGGUGAACCCUGAUAUGGUCCUGGACUUUGAGAGGGCCGGGCUUCAAUUCGUGGGCAAAGAUGAAAGUGGAAAACGCAUGGGGAUCAUUGAGCUUCCCUCUCACAAGUUUUUCAUCGGUGCACAAUUCCAUCCUGAAUUCAAGUCGAGACCAGGAAAGCCAUCUCCGCUCUUCUUAGGGCUGAUAGCCGCGGCAUCUGGACAGCUAGAACCUUUGCUUCAACGCAGCAAUCUGACAACAAUAGCAUGUGCUAUCAGUAAAGUCCCGAAACUGAAAUUAUACCCAACUGGACCUGUGAAUCCAUUGAACAGCUUGGUAAAUGGGUACUACCCAAAUGGCACUGGCAUUCACACCUAG